AUGUCUCUGCUAUCAGUCCCUCGUUCAGCAUCCGGCAGCAAACGCAACUCUGCUCGCCUGGAUCUCCUUUCGCUCGUGAUCAAAAAGUCAUCCACCGACUCGCCACGUGAUUCACUUUCGCCACUUGACGGGGAUGAAUUCGAGGCAGGAUCUAAAGCUUCACAAACACCAGACACCACUUUCCAUGCUCCGCAACGAACACAUGAGACUGCCACUUCCCAAGCAUCGACAGCGGCAUGCUCGCCACGUUCCUCUCCCCUCCUCAACCGCGACAAUCGACCAGCCGACCUCACUCUCACGCGGACCAAUGGCUUGACCUCACUCCCUAUUGACCAAUUGAAACAUCAGAUCUCGCAUGGUCACACAGACACAGGCACGCGCCCCACGAUAACGCAGCAGGUCGCACAGCACCGAUCCAAUAGACCACAGCAGUCGCCGCCACAGCCGAAGAUGGGCAACAAGCCUUCGAGCAUCACAGGCUCGCCGGGGCCCGAUGACGCCAGUACGCACAGCGUCGUGAGAAGACCGGUACGCAUGCUACGGAAGAGCUCGACGAACCUCUGCAAGCGCAUCGACUCGAAGUCGCCACUACCCCGGGAGCUCACUGCGAGCACAGUGCUGCAAGUCACUCAACAAGUAUCACCUAACGCCUUCGAUGGCUCGAAUCGGAAUGAUGAUGAAGAAAGCCCGGUGGAUCCGUUCAUGGGCAUUCAUGAAUUGUCACCGACGAAGGCUAGGACAGACGACAUGCCUCACGCAGCACAAUCUACUUCCAUGGCCACCAUAACGACCGAGAACGCUAGCCGCCCGAUGAGUGCUUCAACCACCAUCCGCGACAGCAGAGUUGACAGUCGAAGAGGAUCGCGAGUGGAGACUAGCACUUCUUUCGUCGAAGACCUCGAUGAUGACACAGACGGCAAGCCCAGUAGUGCACCAGUUCCUCCGCCUCAUCGCGGGCUGACACUGUCACCCUCCAUACCCGCGCCCUCACCAUUGCCAGAAGACAGCCCGCACAAGUAUGGCCUGAAGGACCGAAUGGACACACCCGAGCUUCCUGAGCCAGAGAAGAUUGACGUGGUCAAAGCACGCCGCAAAAGCACUGGACUUGACAUCUUCAACGUACGUCAUUUCCCUCACCGUCACUCUUCCAUCACCCAACUAACCGCCAACCAGGAAGCCAAAUCCCUCCAAUCCGCCUCCUCCUUCCUCAACGGCCUCAGCACCUCCCGCCGCCGCGCCGAAAGCACCCAACGCUCCACCGAAACCUCCGCCUGGACCAACGCUUCCUUCACCAACACCACCCGCCCCUCCUCCCGCUCAGCAUCCCGCCUCGCGUCCCGCCCGUCCUCCACCGCGCCCACCAGCGCCUACUCCGCUGACCGCCGCCGCGGCCACACCUUCAAACCGUCCGGCUUCGCCUACACCCGCCCCCUUACCUUCACACAGCUGAAGUGCUACCGCGGCCACGUCCGGCUGCUGCCGUCGAAGAACAAAGCAGCGCCGGUGGAGUGCUCGGUGUGUCAUAUCGAUGACGAUAAUGAGCAUUUCUCGUGUAGUUGGUGUGCGUUGCGGAUGUGCAAGUUUUGUCGGAAAGACUUUGCGGAGCGCGGGGUGGUGGCGUUGAAGGAGAGGAUCCGGCAGGCGGAGUUUGGGGGUGGGUCGGGUUUGGGGAGUGAGGAGGUGGAGCUGGGGGAGGAAGUGGGGAGGGGCAGGAGGGCGGUGCUGUGA
This is a messenger RNA of Saxophila tyrrhenica, 1728 nucleotides long. RefSeq lists its product as uncharacterized. The coding region runs from base 1 to 1728 and encodes 575 amino acids. The transcript has 2 exons. NCBI's taxonomy places the organism in Eukaryota, Fungi, Ascomycota, Dothideomycetes, Mycosphaerellales, Extremaceae. The record is from RefSeq and is a predicted model, not a curated record.